Anopheles stephensi (Asian malaria mosquito) is the source of this 4899-nucleotide messenger RNA. RefSeq names its product D-glucuronyl C5-epimerase B (gene Hsepi). Gene Ontology annotation, cellular component: Golgi apparatus. Lineage: Eukaryota; Metazoa; Arthropoda; Insecta; Diptera; Culicidae. The transcript has 4 exons. The record is from RefSeq and is a predicted model, not a curated record. Gene Ontology annotation, biological process: heparan sulfate proteoglycan biosynthetic process. Gene Ontology annotation, molecular function: heparosan-N-sulfate-glucuronate 5-epimerase activity. Bases 838 to 2613 code for a protein of 591 amino acids.
GCUGUCAGAAUGGUAAAGAAAAACAUACACACACGGACACGCAUCCAGCGCCGAAAGCAAUCGCGAAACGACGCAGGCGGAAGGACUUUUUCGUGUAUAUUUUUGCGUACCGUACACCAAACACACAUACACGCAGCUCUCCGUUCACACGUACGUCACGCGUAAAAGCAGGAAAAGGACCACCAAGCUCGAGUUGGUCCGCAGGCAGCAGCAGCAGCAGCCGAAACUCGCCAUCACGAAGGCAAAGGCUACCUGGUAGGAAGCGGUCACACCUGCUAACGACCAUGACACCUGGUGGCGACGGUGGCUAAGUGGAGGGCCGGGAAAGUGUUUUAAAAUUUUGCUGUGGUUGAAAAGUUUACAAUUUCGUAGAAAGGAAAAUCUCUCCGUGUUGUGAAUGCACACAAAUCCAUCGAGUCGUGUGACGUGCACUGGGGGUGAGCCAAAGUGAAAUCCCUGCGUGAAUGUUGGCUGCGACAUUCCGCAUCAUAUGGCCGCACCAUCCACCCACGCGAACGAACGAAGAAAAACAACAGAGCUCGUUAAAGUGUUGCUGAAAAGGAAAACAUCUCGAGCAAAUGUGUCGGGGUGUGUGAUGGAUGAAGCGUGCCUGUGCAUCCCGGUGAAACGGCACGUAGCGGAAAAAUCACACCCACGAUGAGCAGCUGAGUGUGGGGCGGCGCGAGAGAACGGGGCCAGAAGAUACGCUGUUUUACAUCAGCACCGAGAAUAUCCGGAGCGUGGUUUGUUUUCAUUCGGCACGCUUGAGGAAUAGAGGAAUCGUUUCGCAUACGCAUUCGGAAGCAUACCCCCAGCUGAACCAUCCAUCCGAGAUCGAUGACUGCGUUAAAAAACGGUGUUGGCGCAUCCGCAGAUCAAAAGGCAAGAUUCUUCCUCGUAAUCAUGCGGCUGAAUUUAAAGUUCUUGCUGAUAAGCCUCUGCCUAAUGGUUGCACUCAUCACUUUCGCACUUUGGGCGAACUGUGGCGUUGGGCAUGGGCUUGUGCCGAAGUGGCCCCAGCAUCAUGGCGAUGGUGACAACUCAUUCGAACAGACGGAGGAAAUCGACUGCAUCAUCAACCAGGAGUAUGCGAUCGGCUGCCGGAAGGAGGGCGAAGAGGUGUACCUCCCGUUUUCCUUCCUGCAGAAGUACUUCGAUGUGUACGGGUCGCUAAACGUGGUCGACGGUAGCCGGCGGUUCGAUUGGACGCACAGCUACGGGAAGGUAAACUACCCGAAGGGAGCGUACGAUCCGCGCGGUAUUUUUAUGUACUUCGAAAACUACAACGUAGAGAUGCGCGACCGCGUCAAGUGCAUAAGCGCAAUCGAUGGUGUGCCGAUUUCGACACAGUGGGAAAGCCAGGGCUACUUUUACGCCACCCAAAUCGCACAGUUUGGCCUGUCGCAUUACAGUAAAAAUCUAACCGAACCGGAACCGCGCCGCAAGACGGUGGAGGACGGUGAACGGGAGAUGGCAACGUGGAUCAUGCCGAAAGGUAGCUCAAUGAAUCGAACGAUCGAUCGGAUGCGACCGGUCGCUGGUGGAGCGGUGCUUAGCUUCUCGACCGGUAAGUCAUUCGACACGGCGGUGGUGCUGCCGAUGGAUCACGUGCUGGACCUGGUGCUCAGUAUCGAUGUGCUGCUGAAGCCAAACUCAACGAUUUGCGUGACGCUGCAGAACCGGGAAACGCAGAAGCUUUAUCACGUUUACUACAUACUGGCGGAUCUGUUGAUCGGGGUGCAGGAUGAGAACAUUUACUACGGUAUCGGGCUGAACAGUACCGGGGCGUGGAAACAUUUGACUCGUGAUCUGUUCGUCGAUCUGCAGAAGGGACUGCCACAGUACGCGAGCACAGACAAGCGGCGUAAGAUGCGCCGGACCGAGCUGAAGGUGGUCGAGAUAUCGCUGCUCGGGAACGGGAGUAUCGAUAAUUUGACGCUUUCGACGAGUGAACAUAUAAGUCACUUUUAUGAUGCAGCCGAGUGGUUGAUAAGGCAUCAGGAUCCGAGUACGGGCGGGUGGCCGAUACCGGUGCGACGGAAGCUGGGUUCGGGAUUCGGCGAACUGGCACGCGGUUGGUACUCGGCCAUGGCGCAGGGUCACGCGAUAUCGCUGCUCGCCAGAGCGUACUACCAUUCGAAGGGCGAUAAGCGAUACUUGAGGGCAGCACUGGACGGGCUGAAGCUGUUCCGGAUACCGUCCUAUCAGGGGGGCGUGCUGGCAACCUUUCUUGGGAAGUACGCAUGGUACGAAGAGUAUCCAACGACGCCACACUCGUUUGUGCUGAACGGGUUCAUCUAUUCGCUGCUCGGGCUGUACGAUCUGAACUCAACCGCACCGGCCAAUCAAUCGAACGAGGCGGCGGUUCUGUUCGAACAGGGAAUGGCUAGUCUGAAGAAGAUGCUGCUGCUGUACGACACCGGUUCGGGAACGAGCUACGAUCUGCGCCACUUUACACUCGGAAUUGCACCGAAUCUUGCGCGCUGGGACUACCACGCAACGCACGUCAAUCAGCUGCUCCUGUUGGCCACGAUCGAUCCAGACCCGCUCAUCGCACAAACGGCGGAACGAUGGAAAAAUUACAUGGUAGGCAAACGAGCACCACACAACUAGACCGCACCGACACGGUCGACCAUUGUAGACCUGCAAUCUUCUCCACUUCCAUUUUAAAUGCCUUACACACACACACCAGAAGAAAAUUAUCUCCACGUCAUCUUUUACUCUUACUUAAACUGUUGCGCUUGCCGCCGGAAAGCAAAAAGAAAGGAGGGGAAGGGUUGGCCAAGCGGUGCAUUGUAACGAGCACACACAGAGUACAGAGAAACGUAAUGUAAAAGACACAACCGGACAGGGACCGAUCAGCAAGGGGUUCACACACUUCACCUGCAAUUGGUGAAGCCAAACGUAUAAGGCAGCAAGCGCUUCCCGAAUAGGGCCACCACCGUUUGAUGAUGGUAACGUGCAGCGAGGCUUUCGUGAUAUGAUAAUGGUACCUUUAGCGUGUAAACGAACGUUUUGUACAUAUGAGUAGAGACCUUUUCCAGAGCGCCCAGCUAGAACGCGUAGCGUCUGUCGUAGCGCAGCAGGAGAUCGCAUAUCCUCGUGUUACGGAAUCGGGUGCGAAUCCGUGUUUUGUACAUUGCACGACAAAUUUGUUAGAUGCUUUCACGACCUUUUGUACUAUCGAACCACUCUCAAUCUGUAGAGAUAUGCUCACGCGCUCACCAAUACAACAAUAAUCAGAGUAGUCAAGCGUAAUCAGUAGUAGACACCCCCUACAGGGAUAUGUGUAGGAUUAGGGAACGGGUGAGAGAGAGCGAGAGAGAGAGGAAGCAAAAUUAAACUGUAAAGAAGGUUGUAAAAUGAAUGGAAUUCAAUCCAAAAUAUCAUCGUAGAGUAAGGAUAAUACAACUAUCAUUUGUGAAAGAGACAAUUUGUGUAAACGAAAAAAACACACUCACACACACAAUCCUUGCCAUUGUUUUGUUGCUUGCCCGUUUCGGAUCUACUGCAGGGACGUUGCGUCUUUGAUAGGGAUUUUUAAGUUAAAAAUAGAAUAAUACAGUCCGCGCUUCGUGCAAAGAGUAUGAAACACUUCUGCUUGGUUGUAAUAAUAUUACAAAAAUAGUGUAAGUCCUGCGUAGACUGGCUGAUUUUCUGGACAAGACAAACUUCAUGACACUGCGUGCACAAUGAAACGCAUUUACUGUCUAUAGUAUUUAUAGAGAACAAUAUGGUAGUCAGCAGCAAGUAUAUGUAUCUAUAUACUAUGUCACAGAAAUACCAAUCAAUAUUUAGAGAGCUUACACUGGAAACAGUAUUUGAAUAAGUAGUUCUUUCCACGUGCCAGAGGAAGAGUUUGUAUAAUCCAUGCACAAAAAAACACACACAGAUUUUGUACGAGAGCCUAAUUGAGCUGAAUGAAUGAAGAAUUUAAGUUCGAGUUGUAUGUUAAUAGUUUAGAUUUGAGUUGAGUUUAGAGUUUAUCCGCAAAGCUCCUUGCGUAGCGCGUAUAGUUUUUCCCUAUCUGCUUUAAAAUUGUACCUUCAAACACGUUUAGUUGCUUUAAGACGUUUAUUUAUUUGUUAAAAAACUAAUGCUUUAAUGUGGAGGAGGUAACGAUGGCUCAAGUAUCAUCGAAUUAUAGCUCGAGUAUGUGUAUGAUUUGAAAACAAAUGUGAGAGCGAUUUGUAGCGUGUAGAGAUUCCCUUAUCCCCUUAACAAAUAAGGGCAAGAAAAGACUAGACUAGUAAACCCUACCCUACUGGCGUUUGGUUCGCUAGCGUUGCGGUUCAGAUUCCUGUUACAAACAGUGUUACUUACGAAUGGCUUAUUUUGUACCGUUUAUCGAAACCUUUUCAAUAAGACUGCGUCCAAAUGCGAGUACGGGGUGUGCAUUAAGUUCAACUGCACUAGCAGCGAAAGGAUACGGUAGGGGGAGAUGAAGACAACACACGAUCCAUUCCUAGUAAUGCGCCGCUAUAAUACAAACAAACAAAACUUCCAGUUUGACUGCGAAACCGGCAGACAGUAUCUAGUGUACCAUAGAUAGCUAGUAUAAUAUCGGCACGUAGAUCGUGAUCAUAUCUCUGUAUGGAAAUUGUGGUGUGCAAAAAAACAAACUCUGAGCCCUUCGGAAUCCUGCAUGGCGCAUCGUGCUGUAAUAAUGGAAGUAGUCGAUAAGCUAGUAAAUCAAUAAUAUCUCCACAACCUGGAGUAGAGAGACCGAUUGGACGCGUUGGCUGUUUGGAACGUUUUUGUAAUAAUGGAUCAGGAAGGCCGGGUGGCAAGAAUUCAAAAAACACUCUCGACAAUAACAAGCAUAGAUGGGAAGCUGCUUGCAGGAAACGACAAGAUAGACAAGGACGUGCGAGUACAUAUUGGGGUUUUUGAACCGGA